Diplodia corticola is the source of this 1248-nucleotide messenger RNA. RefSeq names its product aspartyl protease. The coding region runs from base 1 to 1248 and encodes 415 amino acids. The record is from RefSeq and is a predicted model, not a curated record. Gene Ontology annotation, biological process: proteolysis. NCBI's taxonomy places the organism in Eukaryota, Fungi, Ascomycota, Dothideomycetes, Botryosphaeriales, Botryosphaeriaceae. The transcript has 4 exons. Gene Ontology annotation, molecular function: aspartic-type endopeptidase activity.
AUGCACUCCUUCCGUGCCAUCGUGCUUCUUGUCGCUCUCUUGGCUGCCGUCGUCCUUGCACGGCCCGCCCCGACCAAGACCACCGAGGCCACCAAGACCCUUGGAAAGCGCUCGUUCAAGGUUCCCCGCAGCCUUAACCCCAAGAUCAAGAGGAAGGAUGGCGCCGCCGCCAUGCGCAAGGCCAUGCGUAAGUUCGGCUUCAAGCACAGGGCUGCCGCCGCCGCUGCCGCGACCCCGGCUGCCAACACCACCGGGGGCACCGAGAACGGCGAGGUUGCCGCGAACCCCGAGGAGAACGAGGCCCUCUUCCUGUCACCCGUGAAGGUCGGCGGCCAGACCAUGAACCUGGACUUUGACUCUGGCAGCAGUGAUCUCUGGGUCUUCAGCACGCAGCUUUCCAAGCAAGCCAUUGGCGCCCAUGCGGCCUUCGAUUCCACCAAGAGCAAGUCCUUCCAGGCCAUGGAUGGUGCCAGUUUCCUCAUCACCUACGGCGAUGGCAGCGGCGCCGCCGGCACCGUUGGCCUCGACACCGUCGACAUCGGCGGCGCUACCGUCACCAAGCAGGCCAUCGAGAUGGCCACUGCCGUUUCGCAGUCGUUCGUCCAGGACACCAACACUGAUGGUCUUGUGGGCCUUGCUUUCAGCAAGAUCAACACCGUCAAGCCCCAGCAGCAGAAAACCUUCUUCGACAACAUCAUGAACGACCUCGAGCAGCCCGUCUUCACUGCUGAUCUGACAAACGAUACCACCGGCACCUACGAAUUCGGCAAAAUCGACAACACCAAGUUCAAGGGCGAGCUGACUUACACCGCCGUGAACAGCAGCCAAGGUUUCUGGCAGUUUCCGUCCAAGUCUUUCAUGGUCGAUGGCCAGAAGAUGGAGAACACCGUUGGCAGCGACGCCAUCGCUGACACUGGUACCUCUCUGCUGAUGGUCGACGACAACGUCGCUAAGGCCUACUAUGCGAAGGUCAAGGGUGCCGUCAACGACCCCCAGGCUGGUGGAUUCGUCUACCCCUGCGACGCCGCAAUGCCUGAUAUCGCCGUCGCCGUUGGCGACUACAUGGCAAACAUCCCUGGCGAUCAGGUCACCUUCGCUCCCGUUGACGACGCCGGCACCAUGUGCUUUGGUGGUGUUCAAGGCAACCAGGGCGCCGACCUUCAGAUCUUCGGUGACACCAUGUUCAAGGCCCAGUUUGUUGCCUUCAACGGCGGCAACCAGUCCCUUGGCAUGGCGCCGAAGAACUAA